AUGGGGAAGGACAAGAAGAACCCCCCAGGAGGGCUGGACAAGACGCCCAUGCCCCCCAGUGUCGGGGAGACGUACACGCUGAAAGUGACGUUCCACGGGGCGACGAACCUGCCUCCCGCGGACUGGGGCGACAGCGCGGACCCCUUCAUCCUCGCGCAAAUCAACACCCCCCUGCACACGCGAAACAAGCACGACCCGCACGUCCGCUUCCGAUCCGCGACGAGCUACAAGACGCUCGAUCCGCGCUGGGAGGCCGUCUGGGUCGUGGCCGGUAUCCCCACCCCUGGGGCGGAAUUCAAGAUCAGAGUCUACGACGAGGACAGCGGGAGCCACGACGACGAGCUGGGCAAGGUGCACGUGCACACUGGCCGGCUGUCAGCGGACUACGUCGGUCUGGACCGGCAGACCUUUGACCUGUCCUCGCGCGGCGCUUCCGUGAAGGCCUGGGGCCGGAAGGCGUGUAUGAAGCCCUUCAGCUCUGAUGCGCGGAAGGACGAGACGAUCACGAUCAGCAUCGAGAACCUGGGCCGCACGAACCCAGAGGUCGGCAAGGUGUACACCGCCAACAGCUUUUACUGGGUGCACUUCUCCGCCAUCCUGGGCCAUAUCACGGAUACCGUCGCGCCCGACCCCGAUGCGGGCGGCACAGAGGACCCCGACUUCCAGGCUAACGAGCUGCAACUCGCCGGUCCGGCGCCCAACGCGCUGUAUCACCGCUACGUCGAGUUCCUGCCCUUUGUCAAGACCAUGUUCCAGGCCAAGCAUCUGAGGGGUAAGCUCAUGCACGAGCUGCUGCACCGCGAGCACGAGAAGGUGUACCACUUCGACCCGAAGACGCGCUACGGCACGCUGCGGAACGGACACGAGCGCGCGCGCCGCUUCCUCGACAUGGCACACUGGGGCGAGGGCGACCGCGUGUUCACCUACGUCGUGACGCUGGACGGACUCAUGCGGUUCACAGAGACGGGGCCCGAGUUCGGCAUCGACAUGCUGUCGAAGCACACGAUGCACAGCGACGUGGACGAGUGGAUCUGCGUCUCGGGCGAGUUCUUCAUUCGCAAGUACAAGCCCGGCGACCCCGAUGGGGACAUGGUCAAGGGCGUCACGUCGUCCGUCGGCGACGACAAGGCGCAGGGCAUCAAGCCCGCUGUCGAGAAGGAUAUCCAGCAGCUGAAGAUUAAUACGCAGUACGAUGGCGGCGACUCCGAGGGCGGCAAUGGCGAGGAGGGCGAGCGCAGAGGGCCCAUGGAGGUCAAGAGCCCCUCUGAGGUCGGCAUGCCCAGCCGCUCUGGGCACAAGCGGUCCGACUCGCGCCAGUCGGGCUACUACACCCCGCCAGAGUAUGAUGAGAAGCCCGGCGUCGCGGCCGUCGUCGGCGGACACCGCAAGUCGAACAGUGCCAGUCGUGGCGGGCCCAACGCUGCCGGGCCCGAGUUCGGCGACGAUGGCCAGCCCCGCGCCUCAGACGAAUACAGGGGGCACCAGCGCACGGGCUCCAACUGGGGUGCCGAGAGCCAGCGCACGAUCACGCGCGACGGGCCCAACGGCUCCGCGCUCGGCAACACGGUCAACGACUUCCCGACCCCGCCCAACGUCGACCGGUCCACGACCGCGACCCCGGGCCAUGCGAAUGCGACGGUUGCGACGGGCGCGCAGACGCCUGCCGCAUACAAUGCGCAGCCGGGCAGCGGCGCCCUCGUCGGGCCCAACGUGCCCGCGAGCGCUACGGGGCCGGACGGGCUGCCGACGUCCAACGCCAUCGACGUCUUUGGCGGCGCGCCCAUUGACGGAAACGGCCUGAAGGGACGGCGCGGAUACAUCGCCACGCGCACUGUGGAGACGGAGCUGCCGAACGGACGCCGCAUCGUCGAGACGUCCCGCGUCGAGGUCGUGCACCGCAAGGGCGAGCCGCCCCAGGAACACCGCGAGUUUGAGCGGCACGAAAUCUCGCCCAAACCGAGGGCUCUGCCGCUGCCGCCUGAUGGGAAGCCGGAUGGCCCGCUCUCCCCCUCGAGCAGGAAGAUGAGCCUCCCCUCCGUCCCGGGAUCGCCGGGUACGACUCCGGGCGUCAUGAGCCCGGGCCUCAGCGGGAUGGGCUCGCCCACUCUGUCCGCCGUCGCUGCGCCCAUUGCCAUUCAGAGCGUCACGACGCCCGGCGCGGGCGAAGGCGCGCACAUCGAGGAGAUCAACGACGAGGACGACAAGCCGAACGGCGUCAAGGGCAUUGACAGUGUCCCCGAGGCCCGGCUGAGGGAUCCGAAGCAGAGCGCGCGCGUCAAUCGCCCCCCGUCGCAUGCGAGCGUGCAUGGAUCCAUGCACGAGAGCAUGUACGCUGGCAUCGACAACCGCGCCUCCGGGGCUAGCUUUGAGCAGCGCCCGUCGACGGACAACCGGCGCUCGACGGACCGCAGGCAGUCGACGGACCGGCGCAAGUCGACCGACAAGCCGUCCUCGCCCGUCGCUGCCAUGUCGCCGGUCAAUGGCGGCGAGUCGCGCCCCCGCUCCCUCGCUGGACCGGAGCACCACUACCACCACCCGGGCAGCGAUGGCAGCUCGGUCUCGGAGGACCAGCACCUGCACGACGCACACCUGGACGUGAACGGGCACCCGCAGAGUGCCUUCCGCGAGGACGGCGACAUCCUCCUCGCCCAGCAGCGGAAGAACAAGAACCCCCUCCUCUCCACCAAGCUCGAUAAGCACGCGGCCCGGCACCAGCGCGACAAGCCCAGUACAGCCCCGCAGCUCCCGCCCCAGCAGCAGUCCUCCGUCCGCGUCCCACUCACGACCGAGGCGCUCGAGCACCACAACUCGAUGGGCAAGAAGGGCUCGCCUACCUCGCCGAAGAAGAGCUCGCCAAAGAAGGACAAGAAGUCGCCCACGACGGACGCGGACGCAAUCAAGGCGAGCCUCAUCCCGCAGGCGCCUGCCAAGAAGCGCGAUUCCUCCGGGUACAAAAUCGUCGACAACCCGCGCUACUCGACUUCCCAGGGGCAGCUUGCCUCCGCAGGCAACUCGCCCGAGAAGCCCAAGGGGCCGCAGCACCAGCCCCUCCUCGGCGCCGGUGGCCAGCCCAUAGGCCGCGUGGCCGAGCACCCGCCGCAGGUCGACGUCAUGUCGCUGAACACGACGCCCGAGUUUGUCGAGCGCGACCCGCACGGCAAGACCGUGGGCGUGCUCACUGGUCCCGCGAAGCCGUCUGCGCUCGAGCUGUCCGACAGCGACGACGACGUGCCGCAGGGCGGGUUCCUGGUGUACACGAACGAGCGGGACGGCAAGCCCGUCGAGGCCGACCCGUACGGCGAGAAGGCGCGGAAGCGCGCCGAAGAGGCGCGCAAGCAGGCAGAGGAGGACGAGCGGCAGAGACAGGCGGACGAGAAGGCGGCGCAGGAGGCGGAGAAGGAACGCCAGCGCCAGGCCAAGAUUGACGCGAAGCAGAGCAAGAAGGACCGCAAGGCGCAGGAAAAACAGGAGAAGCAGGAACGCAAGCAGCGCGAGAAGGAGGAGAAGGAGGAGCGCAAGCAGCGCGAGCGCGAGCAGAGGGAGCAGGCCGAUGCGGUGCAAAGGGAGAAGGAGCAGAAACAGCGCCAGGAACAAGAGAAGGCCAAGGCGGCCCAGGCCAUGCGCGAGAAUGCCGAGACGGGCGAGCGCGCGCGCGCCAACUCGAUGGAGAAGGCACCCGUCCCGGGCGUGCAGGGGGUUGGGGUCGGCGGCGGCGUCGGGGCGGGGCACAAGGCCGCACCCCAUGGCAAGACGGAGCCGCACGAGCACCACCGGCACAAGCACGAGCGGCACGACUCGGCGCGCAAGGAGAAGCACGUGCAUCCCGUCGAGACGAACUGGAUCCUCGGCCCCGAGAACGGGGGCUCGACCGAUCCGAGCGACUACCAGCUUAUCAUCGACAAUGACUCGGGCACGUACAGGCCCGACAAGCAGAUCAUGCCGCUCUUCGAGGCGUGGCUGAGGCAGGAGUUCCCGGGGUUGCACGUCAUGGCCAUGAGCUGUGACGACGACCGGCUCCAGAACAUGAAGAAGAAAAGGCAGGAGAAGAAGAAGGAGCGCAACAAGGGCCGCGUGUGGGAGCGCCGCGGCAGCCAUGGCAGCAUGUCGUCUAUCUCUAGUAGUGACGAGGACGACAUCGAGGCCGGCCGCGCCCCAGUUGGCAAGAAGGAGAAGCGCUUCGACUUCCUCGAACAUCCGGGACAGACGCUGCGCGAAAAGGUUAAGCAGCACGGCGACACGCACCGCUAG
This is a messenger RNA of Trichosporon asahii var. asahii CBS 2479, 4248 nucleotides long. RefSeq lists its product as uncharacterized. The record is from RefSeq and is a predicted model, not a curated record. NCBI's taxonomy places the organism in Eukaryota, Fungi, Basidiomycota, Tremellomycetes, Trichosporonales, Trichosporonaceae. Gene Ontology annotation, biological process: positive regulation of gene expression. The coding region runs from base 1 to 4248 and encodes 1415 amino acids. The transcript has a single exon.